AUGGUGGCGACAACAGAUUGUGUAGAAAAGUCCAAACCCAUCGCUGGAAACAAGGUUUCCAAACCACUCAUGGAAAAGAAACGAAGAGCUCGCAUAAACAAGUGUUUGGACCAGUUAAAAUCUCUCCUGGAGAGCUACUACAGCACUAGUAUUCGAAAGCGGAAACUGGAAAAGGCUGACAUCCUGGAGCUUACUGUGAAACAUCUGAGGAACCUCCAAAAGAUCCAGAGCUUAGCCGCCGCUGCUUCGGAGUUUUCUGACUAUCAGAGUGGUUUCCGAAGCUGCCUGGCAAACGUCACCCAGUAUUUGCGGAUGGCAGACAACUUGACCGGGAGCGACCGCUGGAUGUUAUCGCAGCUCUCCAGUAAACUCCGCAGAUCUGGUGGACGAGAGGAAGUCUUCAGACGAGAGGAAGUCUUCAGCACCAUGGACAGCGGCCCGGAGCCAGCAGAGACAUCCGCAGCUGCACCUGAAGCAAGAAAAGCGACUCAAUCUAAAGCCCUGAACCCCCACAGUGCAGACGCGUCCUCCCUCUUACCGAGUGAAGACGCGUCUGUAACCAAACAGCUUGUCCCUGUGAAACAUACUCAUGAAAAAAGUCCCAGUAACAAGAUGGUUCACGCCGUCAGUCACAGGAAUGAUGUUGCAAACACUCAUCACAAUGUCUGGCGGCCUUGGUAG
Messenger RNA from Anoplopoma fimbria (sablefish), 681 nucleotides. RefSeq names its product hairy-related 3 (gene hes3). The transcript is spliced from 4 exons. The record is from RefSeq and is a predicted model, not a curated record. Lineage: Eukaryota; Metazoa; Chordata; Actinopteri; Perciformes; Anoplopomatidae. Gene Ontology annotation, biological process: regulation of transcription by RNA polymerase II; regulation of neurogenesis; anterior/posterior pattern specification. Gene Ontology annotation, molecular function: DNA-binding transcription factor activity, RNA polymerase II-specific; protein dimerization activity; RNA polymerase II cis-regulatory region sequence-specific DNA binding. Gene Ontology annotation, cellular component: nucleus. The coding region runs from base 1 to 681 and encodes 226 amino acids.